Molecule: messenger RNA, 1192 nt
Organism: Gasterosteus aculeatus aculeatus (three-spined stickleback)
Lineage: Eukaryota; Metazoa; Chordata; Actinopteri; Perciformes; Gasterosteidae
Gene: psma5
Product: proteasome 20S subunit alpha 5
Biological process (GO): proteasome-mediated ubiquitin-dependent protein catabolic process
Cellular component (GO): proteasome core complex; proteasome core complex, alpha-subunit complex
Source: RefSeq, a predicted model, not a curated record
UUCAAUGGCAGCUUUGUGCACACGGAACCGUCGUGCCACAUGUGUUGACCACGGACGCGUUUUGAUGUUACAUCUCAGACGCUUCCUCUCAAACAAGCGAACUCAUUCAAGUGUUUGUGAUUGGAGGUCCUGAGUAAAACGUGUAAAGAUGUUUUUGACAAGAUCGGAAUAUGACAGAGGUGUGAACACAUUUUCUCCUGAAGGGCGAUUGUUCCAGGUUGAAUAUGCCAUAGAGGCCAUCAAAUUGGGCUCCACAGCCAUCGGUAUCCAGACAUCAGAGGGGGUUUGUCUGGCUGUGGAGAAGAGGAUCACUUCCCCGCUGAUGGAGCCGAACAGCAUUGAAAAGAUUGUAGAGAUCGACACUCACAUUGGCUGUGCCAUGAGUGGCUUGAUCGCUGAUGCCAAGACUCUAAUUGACAAGGCAAGAGUGGAAACUCAGAACCACUGGUUCACGUACAACGAGACAAUGACCGUGGAGAGUGUGACUCAGGCUGUGUCCAACCUGGCGUUGCAGUUUGGAGAGGAGGACGCCGAUCCUGGUGCCAUGAGUCGACCAUUCGGUGUAGCACUUCUAUUUGGGGGAGUGGAUGAAAAAGGCCCCCAGCUGUACCACAUGGACCCAUCAGGAACGUUUGUGCAGUGUGAUGCUCGGGCCAUCGGCUCAGCUUCUGAGGGAGCACAGAGCUCUCUGCAAGAAGUCUACCACAAGUCUAUGACAUUAAAAGACGCCAUCAAGUCGUCUCUCACCAUUCUGAAGCAGGUGAUGGAGGAGAAGCUAAAUGCCACCAACAUCGAGCUUGCAACGGUAGAGCCCGGGAAGACCUUCCACAUGUAUUCCAAAGAGGAGCUGGAGGAUGUAAUCAAGGAUAUCUAAAGCAGAAAAGACCUGAGAGUUCUGGGCAGGAGAGGAGAGGACAUGGGAAAACACCUGGGUUCAAUAUCACAAUACAACCACAUCUUUUCAUCAGAUCAGCACAUUAAUACCUGCUGCAUUCAGAUUUUUGUUUGAUUGCAUAAGAGGUUUCUAUUUUUAAUGUGCUAAUUUGCUUCUUUACUCAUAUCUGUACAACUAAACUACAGUUGUGCAGGAGUCUGACCAAUGCUUAAGACUGAGUCGGAGGAAAACAGUGUAAGGGAGGGAAGGUUUUUUUUUUGUUAUGAAUCAAUACUAUUAAAUUGUUGUAUUCAGAAA